Gadus chalcogrammus (walleye pollock) is the source of this 2743-nucleotide messenger RNA. Its product is annotated as serpin H1-like. The transcript has 5 exons. Bases 186 to 1418 code for a protein of 410 amino acids. Gene Ontology annotation, molecular function: serine-type endopeptidase inhibitor activity. NCBI's taxonomy places the organism in Eukaryota, Metazoa, Chordata, Actinopteri, Gadiformes, Gadidae. Gene Ontology annotation, cellular component: endoplasmic reticulum. The record is from RefSeq and is a predicted model, not a curated record. Gene Ontology annotation, biological process: negative regulation of endopeptidase activity; collagen fibril organization.
UAGGACUGAACUCUAAAAUCUCUUCACUCCAUUUCCUGCCGAGGUCCAGAAAUGCAACUUUUUCUAUAGACUGUGGACUUUUUGUGGAGGACCUACUCUGUACCACACAGUUGGUAAAAGACCUCUAGGUGUGAAUUACAGCAGGAGCACAAUAAGGUCUCUGCUAUCAAUUGAAGUCUGAAGCCAUGUUGGUCACCAGUCUGGUGGCUCUGGCCCUGCUGGCCCACACAGCGUCCUCUGCCACGUCGGCCUCCCGGGAUAAAGUCCUCAGCACCCACGCCUCCCUGCUGGCCGACAACAGCGCUAGCCUGGCCUUCAGCCUGUACCAGCGCGUGGCCCAGGAGAAGGACACGGAGAACAUCCUGAUCUCCCCGGUGGUUGUGGCCUCCGCCCUGGGCCUGGUUGCCCUGGGGGGCAAGGCCUCCACCGCCUCCCAGGUGAAGAGCCUGCUGAAGGCCGACAAGCUGAAGGACGAGCAGCUUCACGCGGGCCUGGGGGAGCUGCUGAGCGAGGUGAGCGACCCCGCCGCCCGCAACGUCACCUGGAAGAUCCGCAGCCGCCUGUACGGGCCCAGCUCCAUCACCUUCACCGAAAGCUUCCUGAAGAAGAGCAAGAAGCUCUACAACUGCGAGCACUCCAAGAUCAACUUCAAGGACAAGAAGAGCGCCAUGAAGGCCAUCAACGAGUGGGGGGUCAAAUCCACGGACGGUAAACUGCCUGAGGUCGCCAAGAACGUGGAGAAGACAGACGGGGCGAUGAUCAUCAACGCUAUGUUUUUCAAACCCCACUGGAAUGAACAGUUCCAUCCGAAGAUGGUGGACGGCCGUGUAUUCUUGGCGUCCCGUGGCUUAACCAUUUCAGUGGAGAUGAUGCACCGCACAGGCCUGUAUGACUACUACGAGGAUGUGGACAACAAGCUAACGGUGCUGAGCAUUCCCCUGGCCCAUAAGAAGUCCUCGGUGGUCUUCGUCAUGCCCCUUCACGUGGAGCCCCUGGAGAGAGUGGAGAAGCUGCUGUCCGGGAAACAGCUGGACACCUGGGUGGCCAAGAUGGAGGAGAAGGCUGUGGCCGUGUCCCUGCCCAAAAUCAGCAUGGAAGUCAGCCACAACCUGCAGAAACACCUCGGAGAACUUGGUCUGACGGACGCCGUGGACAAGGCCAAGGCGGACCUGUCCAACAUCUCGGGGAAGAAGGACCUCUACCUGGCCAACGUCUUCCACGCCUCGGCCGUGGAGUGGGCGACAGAGGGGAACCCCAUCGACCCCACGGUCUACAGCUCGGACAAGCUGAAGAACCCCAAGCUCUUCUACGCUGACCACCCCUUUCUAUUCCUGGUGAAGGACCUCAAGACCAAGUCCAUCCUCUACAUGGGCAGGAUGGUCCGGCCUAAGGGAGACAAGAUAAGGGAUGAGUUAUAGCGUAUUGUUGUGACUGCAGUUCCCCCAUUUUGAUUCUGUGUUUUGGUUUGUCUAACUAUGUGUUUGUUUGUGUGUUUGUGUGUUUGUGUGUGUGUGUGUGUGUGUGUGUGUGUGUGUGUGUGUGUGUGUGUGUGUGUGUGUGUGUGUGUGUGUGUGUGUGUGUGUGUGUGUGUGUGUGUGUGUGUGUGUGUGUGUGUGUGUGUGUGUGCAUGUGCGUGUUUGUGUGUGUGUCUGAGUGAGUGCGUGGGAUUAUGUAUGCACAUGUUUAAUUUGUAAUGCAAAAUUCACACCCUUUUGUUUUAGAUUUGAUGCAUUCCUUUAACCUGUCGCGAUUCCAAUUUAAAAGUGUGUGAGCAAAAUUUUGUGCACAAUCUUAUGUUGAAACACCGCUGAAUUAUCUUGGAGCGCUUUCUGCAUCACAUGCAGCAGGAAUUUUCUUUUGUUGAACAAGAUAGAUAGAAUACAAAAUGAGUGCUUAUAUUAAGUAUAAUCUCCUGAAUAAGGGACUUGAAUAUGUGGUUUUUGGGAGUUCAAUUGGCUGAAAUUAAUAUUCAAGAUAUAGGUAGGCGAUCACAAAAGGCGAAUUGACUUGAACUAAGCGAAAAUAGGCUGUAUAUUUGGUGACCCAGUCUUACCUUGCACAUAGUAAAUACCACUCAGGGGAAGUUUUGCUUUUCUUGACUUCAAUAUGUAAUGAUGCUAUGAUGUAAGGACAUCAUGUAAAACAAUGGAUGCAUCACUUUUGAGUCUCAUGCAUCUUAUUAAAAAAUAUUUGGAAUAUUUGAUUUUUGCAAUGUUUUGUAACGUUCUAUUUGUUUAUGGCUUUUCUUGUGUUUUUUUUGUUCUUUUUGAUAACAAACGAGGAAAAAGUGAAUUCAUCUAUAGUUAACUCAAGUUUUCAUCCAUUGGAAUUUAAAGUCAAAUUCUCUAUCAAUAUUCCAAUGGGAAUUGUGUUGUCAUACUUACCUAUGCUACAUAUGCUCAUUUGUUGUUUCUACCGCCACCGAGAGGUAUGUGGCUUACUGUACAGCUACAUUUCAGAAGUUGUUUUUAAUAUCAGAGAAAUAUAAAGCGUUUUUUUUUAUUAUCAUUUAUUACACUAACAAAGAUAUUUGAGUCAUCAUUUUUAUUAUUAUUAAUAUUAUUAUUAUUAUUAUUAUUAUUAUUAUUAAAUGGGCCAACAUUUAUUUUCAUAAACCUUAAUUAACUAAAUCAAUAUGAAUUUCAUUUUAGGAACCAGUUACGUUGUCCCUCACAUAAUGAAGGCCAUGGAUUUGAGCCUGAUCUUAUGCUCCUCUGAAACACUGAACACAAAUAAACUCCGC